Caenorhabditis sp. 36 PRJEB53466 is the source of this 1072-nucleotide messenger RNA. The record is from the annotation of a GenBank genome assembly. Lineage: Eukaryota; Metazoa; Nematoda; Chromadorea; Rhabditida; Rhabditidae.
AUGGUUCACUUCCUUCCCAAUCCAUUCCUGGACUAUCAUCACAGAUCGAACGAGUGGAUUCGACUCGACUACCUCCGUGCGAAUCCCUCGGCGAUGACAGUCAUACAUAAACCCGUUAAACCCACCACAUUGUUAUCCUCAUUACCGCAACUUUUGUGUCGGUGCCUUUAAAAAUCAUUCGCCCGCCGGCGACGACCGUGAUCAUUUCAGGCAUGAACAGAGUCGCCGUCUCGCUGCUCGUCUUCUCAGUUGCUGCCAUCGCUUCCGUUUCCGCGGGCACCAAUCGAGCCAAGGUUUGUCAGAAGGCGGUCAAUCUCGGAGUCACUUUCUACACUGCCAGUGAACUUGAGCCGGUAAGAGUCCAGGAGGAGAACAACGUAAAACCCGUUAUGGAGAAACAUCCCGAUUUUAUUCAUUCAAAACGACGUAUCUCGGCUGCCUGUUGAGAUAAAAGUAACCAAUAUGUGCUGUGUGCCCACACUGAUUCUAAUGAAUAUUCAAUUACUUAUUCAGAUCCUCUCCUGUGCUGAGACUGCCUGGUACACCAACCCAAAUGACACUACCACCAUAAUUUCCGGUAGGAUUACCCGUUUCUCUCCUCCUUCUUCUUCUUCUUCUUUCAAUAACGUCUUUCAGAUGCCAAAACGUGUGUGAUCAACAACAGUCUCAACAAAGCUCUUUCGGCGCUCUCUCUUUACAACGGAUGUGAGUGCAUCCGUAGCUCCACCCAUCCACCGUAUUCCUUUUUCAGUCAACGGCUGUACGGACCUGAUGGCUCUGCUCGACAAAUUGACGACGCCGUUCUUGAAUCAGUGCAAGCAAGUGAUCAACAAGGCGACAAGUGUUGAAUAGCUGCAAAGCGAACAACGGAAAGACGGGAACCGCCCUGCAGAAUGCGUGCAUGAACAAAGUGUACGGACAGUGCAUCGCCAUCGUCACGAAGGCAUUCGUGAACAAAGUGUGCACGGCGCUCUCGAAGAAGAUGACGUCGACCGAGUGGAACUGCUGCAAGACGUACGCGGUGAAGGUGGUCAACGUCGCCGCGUACUCGUGUUAUAACAUUGUCAAGUAA